CUUGCACAGUACCGAGUCGAUAGACAAACACCAUGACGUCCUCCCUGCCUUCCAAGACCUACGCCGAUCCGGAUUACGAGGCAGCUCAUCGAGAAACGUUUGCCGCCCCCAAGACUAAGAUCCCAGACGUUCUCCCGAUCGGUGUCACCAAGGCCACCUUUGAUGCCGCCAUCAAGGACCUCGUUUCCGCCGUCGGCCUCGCAUCCGUCUUUGUUGGGGAGGCUCUAGCUCAUUAUGUUGACCCCUAUGAUGUCUAUGAAGAUGAUGAGUCGCGGCGCAGGGUUCCAAGUGCGGCCGUGACCCCAGGGUCCUUGGACGAACUGCGGCAGGUCCUCAAGAUAGCCAACAAGCACGAAAUUCCGCUGUGGACGUUCUCCAGGGGAAAGAAUCUGGGUUACGGUGGGCCUGCUCCCGUCGUGCGCGGAUCUAUUGCCUUGGAUCUGCACCGGAUGAACCGCAUUCUCGAAGUCAACGACGAUAUGCACUACGCAGUCGUGGAACCCGGUGUAACGUGGACAGACCUCUACAAUUACUGCGUGGAGAACAAGAAGAAGGUCUGGCCAAGUACGCCCUCGCUAGGAUGGGGCAGUGUCAUCGGAAACACUGUCGAUCGUGGAACAGGGUUUGGGUCAAAUUCGAACCAUCAUCAAUGCGUUGCAGGAUGCGAGGUGAUGCUUGCCGAUGGCGACCUGGUUCGAACUGGGCAGUUUGGCAUUUCCAAUUCCCCUUCAGCAUUCCUGUCCAAAUUUACAUUCGGGCCAUCAAUUGAAGGGCUUUUCUGGCAAAGCAAUCUAGGUAUCGUGACGAAAAUGAGUAUCUGGCUAACCCCACAGCCGUCCGCCUUCAUGUCCUGUGUCUUUAACAUGCCAAAGUUUGAUGAUCUGGAGAUUAUGGUUGAUACCCUCGGUCUCAUGCGCCGUAACGGCGUGAUUCCAAACGUUAUAUGGAUUGGUAAUAUUGUCGAAGCCCUCUGUAUCCGAGGCCGGCGUCGGGACUAUUGGAACGGAGAAGGUCCGAUUCCCGAUUGGCGAGUCAAGCAGCUUCAAGAGGAGUUGAAGUUGGGCUGUUGGACUGCGCGGUUCGGACUCUACGGCCCUCGGCGCAUUGUCCAGGCACACUUUGAUGAAAUAAGUGAAAUCCUCAAGGACAAGGCCCCGACAGGCGAGCUUAUCGGAAAGUUGUUUACUGGAGAUAACGGUGGGCUUCUUGACGCGGCAUCUGUUCCCUUCGAGGAUGGAAAUGUACUGGUCGGAGUCCCAAGUCUCAUAAGCAUCCCCUUAAUGAAGUGGCCUUUGAAGGACGACAAUGUCGGAAAGGCUGCACAUGGGGAUUACGCGCCGAUCAUCCCGUCAUCUGGGAAGAGGCUCCUGGAUUGGAUGCGGCGGGCCAAAACCGUCUUCGAAGCCUCGGGGCUCGAGUUGAUGACGGACUUCUUCAUGCACGAGCGACAUGUUGUUGUAACAGGGAUGUAUAGCUUUGACCAGCACAGCCCGGUGGAGAGAGAGGCAGUGCAUAGGCUGUUCCAUGCCUUACACGAGGAGGCCAAGGAUAAAGGAUACGGCAUGUACCGUGGACAUAUCCAGCACAUGGACUUGAUUGCGGACCUGAACGACUUCAACGACCAUGCCUAUACCAGGUUUGUGGAGACCCUAAAGGAUGCAAUUGAUCCAAAUGGAAUCCUAGCACCCGGGAAGCAAGGUAUAUGGCCGUAUAAAUACCGUCACCUACGAGGAAAGACGGGCAGCGCUGCUCCCAAAGAAAAGCUAUAGCUUCUGGUGGUGGAAAAGUUGUUUUGGUCUCUAGCGUACAAGUGUAUUGCAGUCCACUGAAAAGACAGAAAUACGGACAGUGGGGAACCAUAGAUGGUGAAAGCUUUUGAAAAGGACGACUACUCUCGCGGGGGGUGCCUGUGCUGGAACUAGUGUCCAAGAUAGUUUUCUGUAUCACUUUGGCAGAAUAAACUGGACGGCGUAGUUUACUUAUUCC
This is a messenger RNA of Aspergillus versicolor CBS 583.65, 1986 nucleotides long. Its product is annotated as FAD-binding oxidoreductase. The record is from RefSeq and is a predicted model, not a curated record. Gene Ontology annotation, cellular component: mitochondrion. Gene Ontology annotation, molecular function: D-lactate dehydrogenase (cytochrome) activity; FAD binding; D-lactate dehydrogenase (NAD+) activity. NCBI's taxonomy places the organism in Eukaryota, Fungi, Ascomycota, Eurotiomycetes, Eurotiales, Aspergillaceae. Gene Ontology annotation, biological process: lactate catabolic process. The transcript is spliced from 6 exons. Bases 33 to 1769 code for a protein of 578 amino acids.